This is a messenger RNA of Vicia faba (fava bean), 1281 nucleotides long. Lineage: Eukaryota; Viridiplantae; Streptophyta; Magnoliopsida; Fabales; Fabaceae. The record is from the annotation of a GenBank genome assembly.
AUGACUCAGGCUGCUCCAGUGUUGAGUCGAUACGGAACGGAUUUUGUUGCGGAAGGUCGAGGUUCAGAUUCGGAGUGUUUAGGUGGUUUUGAAUGUUUUCUGAACAUUGUGAGAGCUUUGGGGAUGGGAUCUUGUAUAUCGGAGGUAGGUGCUGGUGGUUUGCCGCCUCUGUUAACUUAUUCACAGGAAUUGAAUGUUGAUGUUGGGAAGAGGAAGAGGAUAAGGGGUUCAUCUACCAUGGAUUUUAAGUUGCCCGGGAGGAUGUUCUUGAAUGGGUCAAGUGAUGUUGCUUCUAUGUAUUGUAAGCAAGGGAGAAAAGGAGUCAACCAAGAUGCUAUGCUUGUUUGGGAGAAUUUUUGUUCAAAGGACGACACCAUUUUUUGUGGUGUUUUUGAUGGUCAUGGACCUAAUGGCCAUAGGGUUGCAAAAAAAGUUAGGGAUUCUUUUCCUUUAAAGCUUGGUGCACAAUGGGAUUUGCAUCUUAAGAAUGAAGAUGGAUUCAGUAAUCAAAAUGGUGCUGCCACAAGUUAUAACUCUGAAGAGCAAAUUAGACAGGCUAGCAAGAUUAUGGACAAAGAACUGAAACUGCACCGAGACAUUGAUUGCUUUUGCAGCGGGACUACAGCAGUUACCUUGAUCAAGCAGGGGCUGAAUCUUGUUAUUGCAAAUGUGGGGGAUUCAAGAGCUGUAUUGGGAACCCGAGAUCAUGCCGAUUCUCUUAUUGCUGUUCAGUUGACCAUUGACCUUAAGCCUAAUCUUCCAAAGGAAGAAGAGAGGAUUAAGCAUCGCAAAGGAAGGGUGUUUUCUCUUAAGAAUGAACCGGAUGUGGCUCGAGUUUGGCUACCUAACUCUGAUUUCCCAGGUCUGGCUAUGGCACGGGCUUUUGGAGAUUUUUGCCUAAAGAACGUUGGAUUGAUUUCUGUUCCAGAUGUCUCAUAUCACCGCCUUACAGAGAAGGAUGAAUUUGUUGUGUUAGCAACAGAUGGGAUUUGGGAUGUUUUAUCAAAUGAAGAAGUUGUGGAGAUUGUGGCAUCUGCACCGCAGUCUACUGCUGCUCGAAUACUGGUUGAGUCAGCUGUUCAUGCUUGGAGGACAAAAUUCCCUUUCUGUAAGGUUGAUGAUUGUGCUGCAGUGUGCCUCUUUCUUAAUUCAGAUUCAGAGUCGAAGACAGAUGAUACCACAGACAAGUUGAUGCCAGAUGCAACAACGGACCCAGUUGAUCAAUCAUCUCUACCUAGUGAGAAUGGAAUUGGACCGGAGGAAGCUGAAAAACCGCAGUGA